This is a messenger RNA of Sinocyclocheilus grahami, 1502 nucleotides long. Its product is annotated as WD repeat-containing protein 31-like. Gene Ontology annotation, molecular function: protein binding. NCBI's taxonomy places the organism in Eukaryota, Metazoa, Chordata, Actinopteri, Cypriniformes, Cyprinidae. The record is from RefSeq and is a predicted model, not a curated record. The coding region runs from base 537 to 1295 and encodes 252 amino acids. The transcript has 8 exons.
UGUGCGCUCACGUGACCUCCGUGCGCCUGGUAACAGCGAAAGCGUCUCUCGUGGAGAAGAUGAACUCGAGGAGUCGCGGAAGAUUUACCGAAACGGAUCACGAUGCGCGAUAAAUCCUUAGUUCACGUACUUUCAACAAGCUCCGCCAUAACACGCACACAUGCGAGCCCUUCACAGUCACACUGACAGCGAUAUCCGGCUAAGCGUCUUAAGGCUUGGGACGAUUUAUUGCAGGUGAUGGAGAUAUUGGUUUGGCCAAAUAUUGCCAUAUUGCAUCUUACUUGUUACCUAAGGCGAUGAGGCACUAAUGCACUUAAUAGGAUUCAGGUCGCCCUCCCUGUCUUCCUGGAGCUCUCACAAGCAAGCUGUGUCCAUACAUAACUGAACCCGAUACAUAACUGAUUACCAGCUUAUGCUAGAGACACACAACAUCAGCAUCUGUUCUUGGCAGAUCCCAAAAGAGUUUGAAGAUGGCCUGUGCUGUGGAGAGAUGAGUGAGACCUCCUGAUAUCAGGUGAUUAGACGCGCGUACAGGCAUGGGGAAACUACAGAGCAAGUUUCGGCGGCGCUCGGACCUUUACAAGGCCAAAGAGGGGGCGGAGCUUGCACCUGUGCACCAGGUAGUGCAGUAUGAAGCCGCUCACACGGAUGCCGUCAACUGUGUCGUCAGCCUGACCUCUGACCUGUGUGUGUCAGGAGGGCAUGACCAGGCUGUUGUUGUCUGUGACUGGAGAGCUGGAAAACAGUGCAAAUCAUUCCAGGGCCACAGCAGAGAGAUUACAAAGCGCUAUAUUAAUGUUUUUGAUUUGUGUGUUGGUGUGUGUCUCAGGGUGUGGGAUAGCCGUACCUGGCAGGUCACUAACACAUUUCCGGCAAAGCAGUAUAUCCAGACACACUGUGACAUCAGCUCCAACUGUUACCACCUGCUGUCGUCCAGCAAUGGCUUUGGUGGUCAGGGUUGUGAAGCCACGCUGUGGGACCUCAGGCAGCCCGGCUGUAAGGUGGCUGAAUACAGAGGACACCUGCAGACCACGGCAUGCUGCGUGUUUGUGCCUCCCCGUCCCGGAUGUCCUGCCCUCGUGGCGUCAUCGUCGUAUGACAGCUCAGUAAAAAUAUGGGAUCAGAACACUGCAGCAUGUUUGUACACGUUAACGCUGGACGGUUCAGGGCCUUUGGUGUCUCUGGCUCCGUGUGACUCCAGCAGUCUCCUGUGUGCCAGUUUUAACACAGGACUGCAUCAGCUGCAUCUAGAUCAGGGAGCAGUGCCCAGCCUCACUGAAGUGGCUCGCUUCUGACGUCCAUCUGGACUGCCUGGAAAAUCAAACUGAUGAGUUCAAAUGAACAAAUUUAAUAACUGGAACUCCUGGAAAUGAGAAUGCACACUGCAUUUCCAAAGUACUGUAUGUGGACACCUUAUAUACUUAUUAAAGAGAUAGGUCAUCCAAAAAUGACAAUUUGCUGAAAAUGUACUCACCUAAAGCCAUCCAAGAUGUAAAUGAGUU